AUUAUGAGCCCAUAACAGAAAUGAAAACCAAACAUCAUUAGCGAUCGAUUCAACCCCUUUCGGGUUAAGCAACCCGCGCUCGCUCGCCCAGUUGCAGAAUGCACUUGCUCCAACCGCGCGGAGAGAGUGCAUGUUAUCUGCCCGCGCAGAGAGUCCCAUUUCUCCGGUUCGAGUUGCAAUGCAUCACAUCAGUCAGUGCCAGUAGUGGUGGAGCAUCUUUCUCUCUCGCAAAGAGAUGACACGCGCGCGCGCCCGCGGGGUGCAACGGAAAGAAAGCCAACCACGCGGCAGCAGCAUCGGAGCAAUCAGCCACCGUCGACGUCGUCAGUUAAACUUGAACUUCGAAAGCGCACGGGUUGUUAGGACCUCUCCGUCGUCGUCGAUCUAGAGGAUUUGAGUAUAGACCGAGUAGACUUUGUUCGCGCUGCGACGACAGUCAGGGCAGCCAGCGAUCAGUCAGAGAGUUAGUGGUGGGCUUUCUUCGCGGAGUAAGUCGCGUAAGUCACGCUUCGAUUGAGGCGUCGUCACUACAGUAGUGACAACGAUAAACACAUCAACCGAAACAGAUGCGGGAAAUUGUUGAUGAAAAUUCAUGAGCUACAGAAUAGUGUGGCCGGUCGUGUAUAAAUAUUUGUUCUGCCGGAUUAACCGAGAGGAUUAACGGAGUGUGACUAGUGUUUUAGAAGUGUGCUGGACGUCGUCUAGCUAGAAGCUGAACGAAGAAGCCAUUGAAAGUGCAAUCAAAGGCAAUCAGUGGUGGAAGUGUUCUUGGACCCCCGUAGCGGUAGAUGAAUAACUAAUGGUCACGAUGAGGCGCCGCGUCGACUUGAGUUUUAUGAUCGGAAUAUGGCUAGUGCUAGUUUGUGUCGAAAUCAGUCAGUGUGACAAUGCUGAACCUAGAGCAUUAGAUUUAUCAGUUCCAUGGAGACCCCUCCCGUAUCACGUACCUCAGCAGCAGCUGAUCAGUGUAGCGAGUUUUGACACAACCAGCAAGGACGAGCUGGUCCAUAUCGCGCAGCACAAUGCGCACAUCCUGAAGCAGUUCAACCAGCCCAUCACCCAGUACCAGAACCAGAACACCCAGCAGAUUCAACCGGUGGGCGGCACAUUCCCACCUCAAGUGCAACAGUCGCCUCAGUCCCCGUCACAACAACAGUCCCACAAAAAGCCACCGCCCUAUGGGGGUCACACGCCCGGACCCAAGUACAUGACCACCCCCCUGCUGCUGACCAACGUGAGCCCGGGAGCCGUGGGCAUGCAAACCAUGGCUCGCCACGCCGGUAAACCCUUUGGACCCAAAUCGGAUCAAAUUACCACGCUCAACCUGGUGCAGCACUCGCCAACGCCACCGAAGCUUGUCACUCCGAUGGCGGGACAUUUGGCUCCGGUCGGGGUCAAGGCGGCCAAAUUCAAUGGCCAAUUUAGGGAACCUGUCCACAAUGCACCGCCUACAACCCUCCAGAAAUCCACCAUCAACCCUCCUCACCCGGUGAUGAACAAAAUUCCGUCGCACUUGGCAGCGGGCUACCGGCCAAAACAACCCAUAGCUGCCACGUCGAACCGCUUGGAACACUAUGUCUCCCCUAACCACCUGUACGGCACCUACAUCCAGUUUGGACAGGCCUCGAGCCCUCUUCAGUCAGCGAAAACCAAAUUCAUCAGCCAACUUGCCAGCCAUCCUAGCUUUGAUGCACAGCUCAAAGGUUUACUGCAUGCUGGCGUUGGUGGUGGCUACCAGCAAACGUUUGCCCACAUCAAGAACCUUCAGAAGAUGAACUACCUCCAGCAGCAGAGCAAGCUGCAGCCCUUCUACAACCACCUUGCACCAUCCGAUAUCGAUCUCCAGAAGAAGUUGCCUUCAUCAGGAGAGAAAGAUUCAACCAAAGUCCCCGUUACCCCAUCGACGCCACUUUUCCCACACAUCCCUCCUAGUGUCCUGACCCCGUUCUUCCAACAGGUUCAGCAGCAACAACAGAAUAAGUAUGGAUUCAGCCUGAAGACCCAGCACCCAGCCCCACCAGCAGCUUCUUCCGCUCCAACACAAUUCUAUAAAGAAAAGCCUUAUAAACACCAACAACCCAGUUCCCAUUACGAUUCCCAACAAAUCCAUCCGACUCCACUUCAACACCAUGGCACCGAAUCGUUUGGAUUCACUUCCUAUCAAAGCCAUCAGCAACCUCCAAUAGAUCAUAAGCCCCAUGAAUCUGUCAAGUUCAAAGACAAUAAGCAUGUGUUCAACGAGAUUCACGACGAAUACAGCAAAAAUCUAGUCCCACCACCUCCCAGCACCCAACAAGCUUUCUCUCCUACGAUCACCAACCAUGCAGAUCCCAGCAAAGAUCCCAUCGAGAUCCUCAACAAGUACAAUAUCAAGUCCCAUUCCCCGCUUCAAGAUGCCAACCGAUUCAACUACGAAUCAUACGCCAGGCCAAGUGCCUCGUCUCAUACUCCUUCGUCGACACCAAGUUCAACCAGCUAUCCAUCCUCAACCUCAUCCCAAUCCCCACCCAACACGACUCCACGACAACCAUUCUACAGCCAUUCCAUCAUCUACGGUGGUGACCACAACGGUUUCAGCACUCCCGUCAUGGUAACCCCAGUCAACGACGACUGGAUAGGACGUGACAAAUUUAUCACUACCGAAAAACCAAACGUCUUCAGACACCUCUUCCGACAGCAGGAAAGCGAAUACAAGCAACACAAACUCAUGCAUCCCAGCUACACAGGGCUUCCGCCUAACAAACGACCUUCACCUACUACACCCGUAUCCAUUUCGGACUCCUCCACGGAGGAACCCCUCAUCACCCACAGCUUCUUUACGAUUGAAGAUGCCAUCUCGGAUCCUACUCUGCUCCCACCUGGCAGCCGUAACAAGUACAAGUACACCACUGAGGCAGAAGAAAAUCGACUGGACGAGCCUCAGCCGGAGAUCGUUACCAUUGGAUCCGCAUUCAUCGAUUCCCAAGAAUUCGGCACCACCACUCCAUACCCAAUGUUCAAAUCCAAGGGCCGCAGGCGUCGUCCGAAACCGUCCACUGAACAAUCCAUUGAUGCCGAUUCCACUGAAGCCCCCGAGCGUCCGAAUCGCAACCGGUUCCGAUUCCGGCCACGACCGACGAUCGACAUCGAUAACGAACUCAAAACAACCACCAUUUCUCCACCGACCACCCCAUACAUCGCGGAAGAAAGCUCGCUUCGAAAACUGCGCAAGAAACUUCCGACCACCUUCAAUCGGAAUCGAAUCACGUCCAACCGCGACGAACAAGACCAAGAGCAGCCGGACACUCCGGUUACGCAACUCCCACCGGUGACAACCACUACGGCAGCUUUCAAUACCCCGACAUCCCUGUUCAACUUCAACAACGAAAACAAUGGACUGCGGUCACGAUUCCGGCCAAGCAGCGGAUUCGAUGUUAAACCAACGCGGACUAAGUCCAAGUUCAGCGACGAUUUCGAAGAUCCUUUCAAAUCCGCUGAAGUGACCCGCGACACCGAAAACAAUCGGGUCAACUUCAAACUGCAGAACACCAAAUCGAACCUUCGACUGCCAUCCUCAUCCCCAUCGUUCGGACCGAGCACGUCCUCGACCUUCGCCAGUUUCACCUCUGACGAGACCAGCGGCGAAGUAGUGAACCGAACGAAACCGGAACUCAACCGACCUCGCUUCAGCAUCAAAGAAUACCGAAACAAACUAAACCGAACGACGUCCACGAGCACAACUUCCACCAGUAGCACCACCACCUCGUCUCUCUUCGGCUCGUUUGACCUGGACGUCACAACGCAACCCUCAACCAAGCUACGUUUCCCAACGCGGAAUCGUUUCGUGCUGAAUUCCUCCCGGGUCAACAAAACGUCCGAAUCGAACGAAGUGCUUUCGCCAAGCCAGGGAAGCGGUCCCAGCAGCAGCACGACGGAAAAGCCAUCAUCGGUCAUCAACGAAACCACCACCGUAAGGACGUCGUUCCGACCGACGGGAACCCGCGGGCAGUUCAAUAGGUUUACGGUGAAGAAGGCUACCACGGAGCAGCCGCAGCUGUCCAGUGUGUCUUCACGGGUGGUGAACCGGGGGCGCAUUCGGUUGCAGGAUACCACCACACAGUCGACCCCGAAUCGAACCUCCGUCCCGGCGACCCUGAAUACCAGCACGCUGGCGAAUCGUCGCCCUCCAAAAAUCAGCCUUCGGCAGCGAAUCCAGAACUACAACCGCAAGAAGGACACCGAAGGGUCUCUCAACAAUCCCGAGACAGACAACAACAGCCUCCUCAACUCAUCGGACGAGGUAAUCAAACAGUCCUUCGACGACCUGUCGGUUCUGGGCAGCGAUGCACAGAAUCGCUUCGAAGAGAGCCAAUCCGUGCCAUCGACGUCCACGAGCACCAGCACCACAACGACCGAGGGCUACCGGCAUCCGGAGACUGCGAUCAUGAAGAUAUCGCCGAAGGAUUCGUCCGGUAACAGCAACAACGAUGGCGAUUGGGAUUUGAACAGUGCUUCGUCGGAUUACUCCAAGCGUGUGGUAGAGUUGACCUUGUCGGCUAGUAAAGACAAGGGCUUCAAGUCCGUUAACAAGGGCUUGUUGUCGAGGCGAGUUCCGGGGUACUUUACGCUGGCCACGGAAGACCCAAUUCUGCCCAUCGAGGCGUUCUUUCCACAGGUGAAGAAGGUGGGUGCGUGAGGUGAGCGAUUGUGAGGGGUGAAUGAGUGAUUAUGUAGUUAUGAGAGUGAAAGAUUUAUAUGUUGAUUGAGAGCCUUGGAGUUCAAGUAUUGUGUCGGUUGAAUGUGCAUUCUGAAACUCGGUGCUGAUGGAUAUGGCCAUGCAUUAUUUUUCUUUCGUUUGCAAGACCGAAUGUUGGGGUGAAUCUUCAAUAGUAAAACUGGUUCGAUAACGAUAGGCAUAGUUCAAUGUGUGCCAAAUGUAUCAUGAAUAUCUGUAGUGUGAAAAAAUGUGAAUUUAUUUAUGCAGUUUACAGAUGUGGUUGAAUAAAAACUUUACGCAUAUAGUUAUCUUCGAGACGUAUUUCAGGAAGGUCAAGAAAGUUCAAAAAUAACAUUGACUUGAUUCAUAUUUGUUUUCGCCAUUCUCCAUGCUUUUAGACAAUUCGUAAUAUCUUCACUUCAUUAUGUACAAGAAAUCAAUGUUACAGAAAUUUAAGUGCUUUUACCAAUCAUGUCCAAAGCAAAAUCCCUUUUCGUCUGCUACUGCUGUUGAUUCAGGGUCGCAGUGACUAGAUUCAGUCAAAUCUUGACAGGGUUUAACCAUCAGGUUUGAUUCGUUCAGGUUCUUAUUUAUUUUAAACAGAUGUUUGCUCUGCAAUUCAUGCCAAAUAUUUGACUAUUUGUUCUAAUAGCCUUAGUUGUCGAUCCGGUUUGAAUAAUGUGAGUCUACGUGAGAUCGAUAAACAGUGUGAUGGUCCAUCUGGUCGAUGAUUUUCGGAAGAAUGUUAAAUUUCUAAAGUACUAAUGAAUGUGUGUGUGGAAAGAAACGUUGUCAUUAUUUUAUUUGUUGUCAUAUGCGGCGGCGGAUAGAUUCCCAUUAGAUUCUAUAAAUUUUCGUACUGCAUGAUAGUUAUUUCACUAUAAAUUAUUUACCAGUUCGCUGUCUGUUUGUCACCAAAGUCACCAAAAUUAGGUACUGAAGAUGAUAUUGAAUCAGGGGAGAAUUCGAAGCGAACAGGAACUGAACAGGACUUCAUACGCAUAAUUUUUUUUACAGCUGGACAAUACCGUCUAGCAAUCAUGUAUUUAUUUUAAAAAGGAAUCAUAAAAAAUAUCCACUUGUACCUUUAGAGGUGUUAGCAACACAGAAAGAAACACUGAAAUAGGAUAAAUACUAAACUGAAUCGAAUGAUUCCGUAUAAGCAGAGGACUACUUCGUUGCUGCUGAAAAGUCUGUACAUUAAAACUUGGUUCAAUAAUGUUAGGUAAUUCUUCGUAACUAUAGUAGUUAUAACUUUCAUUGGUAGUAUAUAGUCAAGCGAAGCUGACAAUAGAAAAGAAAACGAAACAUCUAGAUGUAGAUAAAUCGAGAAUAAAUGAAAAAUUGUAAAUAUAUGAAACGA
Messenger RNA from Aedes albopictus (Asian tiger mosquito), 6059 nucleotides. RefSeq names its product mucin-2-like. The record is from RefSeq and is a predicted model, not a curated record. NCBI's taxonomy places the organism in Eukaryota, Metazoa, Arthropoda, Insecta, Diptera, Culicidae. The transcript has 6 exons. The coding region runs from base 800 to 4675 and encodes 1291 amino acids.